Hibiscus syriacus is the source of this 1150-nucleotide messenger RNA. Its product is annotated as TOG array regulator of axonemal microtubules protein 1-like. Lineage: Eukaryota; Viridiplantae; Streptophyta; Magnoliopsida; Malvales; Malvaceae. Gene Ontology annotation, cellular component: cytoplasmic microtubule. Bases 103 to 1008 code for a protein of 301 amino acids. The transcript is spliced from 5 exons. Gene Ontology annotation, molecular function: microtubule binding. The record is from RefSeq and is a predicted model, not a curated record. Gene Ontology annotation, biological process: microtubule cytoskeleton organization.
UUCCACUUUCUUCAAAUAUUUAAAUUCCGAAACGUUCUUCGUUACCCCUCUCAAAAUCACAGCGAAAAAAAAUCAACUCUUUUUCCAGAUUUAAUAGCAAAAAUGGCGUUGAGACCCAUUGAUAAUGCACUCCCGACCACACCAGAAAGACCCAAGAAACAAGCCAAAGUGUCGAUUCCGAUUCAAACCCAGAGAAAACCGUCGGAUUUUGGUGUCGUCAAUGACGAGAAUAAGGCCCCUUUACCACCAUCUGUUGAGGCCUCCGUUGAUUACAUAUCCUCCGAGAAUCUCAAACCCUUUCAAGACCCAGAAUCCAAAAUCCAAAGCUUAGUUGAAGGGUUAGAGUCGAAGGAUUGGAUUAAGGUCUGCGAGUCCUUGAAUGACGCUCGGCGUUUCUCUUUAUAUCACUCCACACUACUGCUUCCAAUCUUAGAGAAGGUAAUAUGUGUAGUGGUAAAGGCAAUGAGUAACCCGAGAAGUGCCCUUUGCAAGACCUCGAUUAUGGCUGCUACCAAUAUCUUCAAUGCAUUUGGUGAGAAGUUGCUCGAUAUCACCGAUUUCGGUGCAUUUGAUCGGUUGCUACUGCAAUUGUUACUAAAAGCUUCUCAAGACAAGAAAUUUGUAUGUGAAGAAGCAGAUAGGUCGUUGAAAGCAAUGGCGAACUCCAUUCCUCCUUUGCCUCUGCUUAAGAAGCUAUGCGGAUAUGUUAACCAUCGCAACCUUAGAGUCCGAGCUAAAUCUGCUGUUUCCGUUUCAAACUCUGUUUCCACGAUGGUCGUCGAAGAAAUGAAAGAGUUCGGGUUAGUUACACUGCUUCAACUGGCUGUGGAUUUGUUGAGUGAUAAACUCCCCGAGGCCAGAGAAGCGGCGAGAAACAUCGUGUUUUCGGUAUACAAGGCGGCAUUUACUGAAAAUGGAGUUGAGGAUCCAGAGGCUUGGCAAAGCUUUUGCCUGACCAGCUUGUCACCCAUUCAGGCUCAGACUAUGAUCAAAGUUGUCUCUUCUUAGUAGGGUUUUCAGAGUAAAGCUUUUAGCAGCAGCUCACCCGGUUGUGGGUAGAGCUUAGGUUCAUGUAGAUGCUGCCUUUACAUGACUUAGAAUAACACAUUUUAUGUUAUUUCUUCUUGAAUUAAGUGAAAGUUCCGAAUUC